AUGACGCCCACGAACAAUCCCCGCACAAAGAUACGCCGGUCCAGGCAAGGCUGUGCGGAAUGUCGCCGGCGGCAUCAGCGGUGUGACGAAGCCGUGCCAAUCUGCUCUUACUGCAGGGGUGCCGGUGUCACAUGUGUCUACACGCGCAACCUCAAUUGGGGUGGCCGCUCAUUUGAUAAAUCACGUUUUGGCGCUUGCCGGAACAAAGGGUCGGAGGUAGUGCAGAUCGCUUCGGACUGCGAUGGACCCGCGAAGGAUUGUGACCCUACCGAGACCAUGUCUUCGCCAACGAACCUUGAUCUUAUCAGUGAUAUCUCGAAAGGUCAGCAGGAGCAAGAGCAGCAUGAGGUGGACUCCUCUGGCACACUGACCGGCUUGCAAGGCCGCAAUGUCCUCCCGGAACUCACCAUAGUGCCAGUCCGGUUUCGGCCGCUGCUUGAUUACUUCCACGAUGCUGUCUCAAGAUCGUUAUCUUGUCAUAAAGGAAUUCAGCAUGACAUAUGCUCAUCACUAAUUCCCAUCGCGGUCCAAUCGUCCCACCUCUUGGCCGCCGUCCUGUGCGCGUCGGCCUGCCACCGGCGGUCUGCCGGCUUAGAACAGAGCCUAGACGAGAUCGGUCAUUUGCGAUCCACAGCGAUUCAGUCGCUCAAUAUUGCGCUAGUUUGCUCAGACCCACGUGAGACGGAGGCUGCUCUUGCCACCACGCUUGUUCUAUGCAUGAGUGAGAUUGUGUCCGUGGAGCCUCAGAAGGACACCUGGCGAUUGCACCUUUCAGGGGCUACCGCUCUUCUGAGGACGCUCGAGAGUGGGCAGGAAAAUGGCAGCCUCAAUACAUCCCUUGCCUACAUGAGGAGAUUCUACAUGUCACUGAAAGCCAUCGCUGUAAGCUGCGGCAUGGUGGAAGGUACGCAGUUCCUGGAUGAGCCGUCGGGUAGUGGCGACUACAUCGAUGAUCUCGCAGGAUUUUCAACGUCCCUGCUUCCAAUAUUCGACGCAAUCAACUGUUUGGACAUGCUAGAACAGAAGCGUGUGCCGAUUGAUCCGGAUGAUCUGAUCGAGAGAGUCCGCCAGAUGCUGAUCACCCGUAGCUCAACGCUCCGGUCGUCACUAGACCUCUCAGAACAAGCGCAGACGGACUUCUACCUACUUGACGAGGCGUACCAUCACAUGGCGUUGUUGCAGUUGUAUCAACGCUCGUCACAGCCCUCGGCUCUCGCACAAGUAUCCAUCCGUCGUGUCAUUUCUUGCAUCUCGGACAUGGAGAUAAACUCCGGGCCAUGCCCUGCAGUAGCGGCACUACCCCCUCUGUUUACCGUGGGUCGUGCGGCGACAUCGGCGACUGACCGUGCACGAAUACUCAAGUUACUUGAUACCGUAUGGACAGGUUUUGGGAUGGGCAAUGUUCUUGCUACGAGGGAGUACUUGGAACGAUGUUGGGAAGAGCCAGAGCAUGGAAUCGGCGAAAAAGGAAAUGAGGCUUGGGGAUUCUUGCCAUACUGA
This is a messenger RNA of Ilyonectria robusta, 1500 nucleotides long. Its product is annotated as fungal-specific transcription factor domain-containing protein. Bases 1 to 1500 code for a protein of 499 amino acids. Gene Ontology annotation, cellular component: nucleus. Gene Ontology annotation, molecular function: DNA-binding transcription factor activity, RNA polymerase II-specific; zinc ion binding; transcription cis-regulatory region binding. The record is from RefSeq and is a predicted model, not a curated record. Gene Ontology annotation, biological process: positive regulation of transcription by RNA polymerase II. The transcript has 2 exons. Lineage: Eukaryota; Fungi; Ascomycota; Sordariomycetes; Hypocreales; Nectriaceae.